UUACAUUUCAGAUCUUUUCUGGGACAAUCUCGCACUACCUCGUUUUAUUUUCUGGAUAGCAUUCUUCCAGAAAGUUUGAUCUGAGUUUUGUUAAGGUGGUUGUACACCCGCCUCCCUGCACCUUACUGAGAAACGGAGAGCCACACCUGUUAGCAACUGGAGUUGAUAGCAACCCUGCCUUUGCCCGCCCGAACUUCCUUCCUUGCCAUUCAGACAAUAUUCUUUGGCUCCUUCUUGGAUUUUGCUCCGUACAGGCAAAACUUCAUCCUCACUGCUAGGACUCCCAUGGCCAAAGGUCUUGAAUACAGCGACCUCGGCACAUUCCGUGAGCAAGUUCAGUGCCUCACCAAUGAAAAUGUUCAGCUGCAAGAUCGAAAUGAAAAGCUCUACAGCAAAGUGGGAGAAUUGCAGGAGAGGCUGGGGCAACUGGCUAUCUCCAAGGCGGACCUGUCCUCCAGGCUGAUCCGCAGUGAAGAGGAGAAGCUCAAGAUUUCCAAAGACUUUGUCGAUUUCCAGAUUGAAACUAAUAAAAAGAGAGAACAACAUGAAGAGGAGAACUUUGAACUGAAGAAUCUGAUCCUGGACUUGGAGAAUCGUAUUCUGGAGAUUGAGCUCCAUGAUGAAAGGACCACUGGCGAACGUGAUGCUUUGCAGGAACACCUGCACACCUUGGAGAAUGACCACAAGGAGCUGGGAAAUGAGUACCUUGCUUUGAAGAGCAACUACCUUGUAUUGGACAAGGAGCAUGAACAGGAAGUCUCUAAGAAUGAAGAACUGAGCAGGGAGUUACUUAACUUGGUUAAGUCCAAGCAGGAGCAUCUACACCACCUCCAAACCAAGAGCAGGGAGUCCCGGUCUGAAGCUGAAGAACCAUCUGCUGAAGUGAAGCGGGUGCAGACCUUGGUCCAUCGCCUCUCUGCCCGCAAAGUCAAGCCCGAAGAUGUGGCGGUGGCUUCAGACCAAGAACAUCAAAAAUUGGAGAAAAGUUUACUUGGAAACCAAGGUCACAUCACUGAAGAGAUGGAAAAAAUGAGAGAAAUGUACAAUUCCCAGCAACAGAAAUUGGAGGAGAGAAUGAUCACCAUGGGCAAGGAACUGCAGGAGGCCAAGAAAGCAAUUCGGCACACGCAGCAUAAACUGGCAGAAGAGUCGGCGAUAUUGCUGUCCUCCCAAGGCCAUCUUCAAGAGGUUGAGUCCGAGAAUUCCCGGCUACAGUUACAAGUCAAAGAGCUGAACGAGGAAUACCGUACACGCCUCGUCCAGUACAUCACAGAUCUGGCGGAAUACACCGAUAGUACAUCAUCAACGGCUAAAAAGGAACCCCCUCAAAUGAAGCGAUUUGUGGACAGCAUGUUGAGAGACAUCCGGGCUGCCUAUAAAUCUCGGGAGGAACAGCUGGUGAGAGCUGCUCGUGGUUACAAGAAGCGCAUGCAGAAUUUGGUUAAGAAGCACGAGGGUCUACUCAUUGCCUAUGGGAUACAACGGGAGCAAAUCCGGUUGCUGGGCUCUCAUGAUCUGGAUCCUGGCCCACCGGAGCACCAUUUCUCCAUCACGGAUGCUGAACUGCUGACCAACACCUCGCAAGAGUUAAAUCGGUUGCGGGAAGACAAAGCCAAUCUGGAGGGACAACUCUAUGAGUUGCAGAUGAAGGUAAAACUGAAUGAAAAAAUGAUCUCUGGAACGUCUUCUCAUGUCCUGCCUCUCCCUGUCCCUACUCUGUUGGAGGGCAAGGGCUGGGCUGAACUCAGGAAGCAGCUACGGGAAUUUACCCACACUACUCAAGUGGAACUGGAAAGGGAGAGAAGUCAGCUGCUGGCCCGGGCGAUGGUAGCAGAAGAGCAGGUUGUUGAACUGCAGGAAUAUGUCGACAAACACCUGGUGAGAUACAAGCAGGAGAUUGUGAGAAUGCGCAAACUCCUAGGAACAGACGGAUCCCAAGCAUUGAGUGCUGGAGCACCUUGAGUUUCUAGUACUUUUGAUGUCCCAAAGGAACCUCAGCAAGGAAAUGUAGUUUUCUUCUCAGAAUAGAGCUAGAAGGGGCCUUGGAGGUCUUCUAAUCCAGCCCCCUGGACAAGCAGGAGACCCUCUACCAUCUCAGAUAAGUGACUGUCCAGUCUCUUCUUAAAAACCUCCAGUGAUGGAGCACCCACAAUUUCUGGUGGCAAGCUGUUCCACUGGUUAAUUGUCCUCACUGUUAGGAAGUUUCUUCUUAAUUCCUGGUUGUUUCUCUCCUUGAUUAGUUUCCAUCCAUUGUUUCUUGUCCUGCCUUCUGGGGCUUUAGAAAAUAUCAGAAUCUUUGCAGAUGUUCUCAAGAGGCCCGAGUAACAACUGGACCCAACAUCUGGUACACAUUCAUUCCCAAGAGAUAGGAGGAAGAAAAAGGCUUGAAGUCUUCCACAGCGGCCAAAGUGGCUUCCUGGGUGAAAUUUAAGCUUCAAAAAUGUGAAUGUUUUGUUCAAUGCUACUCCAAAAUUCCGGAAUGUUUAUAAAGAGCUUUUGGAUAGAAUACUGUAUAUUAUGAAGACUUUUGGAUAGAAUACUGUAAUCUAUAUGUAUGUAUGUAUGUAUGUAUGUAUGUAUGUAUGUAUGUAUAUAUAUAUAUAUUUGUUUUCUGAGGUUUUCGCGGGUGUUUGUAUGUAGAUCUUUGGAUAUUUGGGUUUUCUCCCGCGUAAAGUUGGAAGUGUCUUGGCGACAUUUCGACGAAGUCUCAUUCGUCAUCUUCAGGCUUCAGCUUCGUGCUUCUGGGAGCAAUUGCACACACACACACAUAUACAUACACCCACACACAUAUAUACAGUGUGUGUGUAUAAGAGGUGAUUAUGCAUUCUUGGAAGGACAUCCUGCAUAACUUAAACAAAAUCUGUCCACACUGAUUUUAGUCUCAGUUCACUUACUUUCAGAUACUGUACUGUAUUACUCUAUUUCAGUUUUUUCUUCAUCUCCCCCCCCCUCCCCCCCUUUCUCUCUUUUCUCUUCAUUUUAGAUCUACCGUUUAGCUUUCUUCCAGCAUACAUUAUAUAGUAUCGGCAGUAUUGAGUAGCGUAGCUUGACAUUUCUAAAUACUGUAUUCGAUGGGUAUCACCAGUACAAUUUAAGUAAAAAGCGGGGCUGGCCUGAUUGAUUUUAAAUAUUGUGGGUUUUUAGUGGGCUUUUAACAGGGGUUUUUAUCUUUCUGUAAUUUUCUUAUUUAACUAUUUUUAACAUACGGCGUUUAAAUUAGAUUUUUAAAUUUGGUACUGUAUUUUAAAAUUUUUCUGGAUUAUUGUUGUUUUAUCUGCUGUACACCGCCCUGAGUCUUCGGAGAAGGGCGGUAUAAAAAUGUAAAUAAUAAAUAAAUAAUUAAAUAAAUAAAUAAACAGCUAACAUCAAAAACAUCAUCAAAAAAGGACAACAAAGAAUGUUCUUUCUGCGCCAACUCAGUAAGCUCAAACUGCCCAAGGAGCUGCUGAUUCAGUUCUACAGAGGAAUUAUUGAGUCUGUCAUUUGCACCUCUAUAGCUGUCUGGUUCGG
Messenger RNA from Ahaetulla prasina, 3510 nucleotides. It is a transcript of the gene CCDC78, whose product is annotated as coiled-coil domain containing 78. The record is from RefSeq and is a predicted model, not a curated record. Gene Ontology annotation, cellular component: cytoplasm. Bases 286 to 1962 code for a protein of 558 amino acids. The transcript has 15 exons. NCBI's taxonomy places the organism in Eukaryota, Metazoa, Chordata, Lepidosauria, Squamata, Colubridae.